UUCAGAUCUACAUAGCUCCUGAGAGGUGCAACUUCGAAUUACAGUACGAACUCGAUUGCCUACAGAGUGUAGCCUACACACUUCUGUAUGAGAGAAAGAGUUCUGAGGACUACUGUGUUGUUUGACUUCUCUGUCGCUGUCUCUCAGCGGCUUGACUUGUUUUUUUUAUCUACUUUGUAUGUACACGCUGUUUUGAGACUUAAUCAAUGCUUCAUCAACUCAAAGAUGCAGCCAAGGAGCUGCUGCGAUGGUUGCGCUCUCGGGAAUCCUCGGAGCCGGAGAGCAAAAUACGCGAGAUGUCAGAGGUGGAAGCGAAAGCCUUGGCACAUCGGUUCCAGGUGAUCGAGUCCUGCGUGGGACUGUUGGGCUGUUUGUGUGUGACGUUCGCAGUCUGGACUCCUUUCUGGAUAGAUGGCCAAGGACUCUGGGCAGUGGACAACACCACCAGCACCGACGACGAGGGGUCUGUCCAGGACAGGGACUGGACUGGAGGAGACAGGGUUAUUAAAGCCCUGAGCGAGUCGGAGCGCGUCUUCGGGGUGCUGGCCUUCAUGAUGGCCGUCUGCUCGGGAGUUCUGUGCCUCGUCUUCGCCCUCUGCUGGACACACGACACGGUGCACUCAUACACCAACACGCGCUCUCUCCUCAUGGUGGGCACAGCUCUCAACCCCACCACUCUGCUGCUCAUCACCCUCAGUUUAACAGGUUUUUUCUUCCUCCUCUCAUGGGCACUCUUCACUCAUCACCACCGAGCAGAAAUCCAGAAUGACAUCAGCCGCCUAGGCUCCUCUUAUUGGCUGGGGGCCCUGGGCUGGGUUCUCCUAUUGGCUGUGGAGCCUGUCGUGUUUGUGGUGGAGCAGGUCGUGGUCCCGGACCUCCUGCCCUACAUGAUGCAGUCGGCGGGCCUGAGCACCGAGGGCUACGACACCAUCUAUCUGCCACGCUCACACAGCGAGAGCCAUCACCUCAAGCGACAACAGAAGCAGCGCGACGAUGACCUCGGAUUCAAGAGACACACGUCAGUGCCCUGAGUCAGUCAGGUCCCGCCUUUCGGCAUGGACUGGAGUGGACAUUCCGACAUGUGUGAUAGCCUGCGUGUAAUCACUUCUGAUCUUCACACUCAGGAGCUGUGGCACUGGCUGCUGGGCACAAGCCUGUGUGUGUGUGUGUGUGUGUGUGUGUGUGUGUGUGUGUCUGUGGGUUUGUGUGAAUGUGAGUGUGUCAGUGCAGUGUGUGAAUCUCACUCGCAGACACCUUGAGAGAAGUGUAAGGAUGCUAUUGACGCUGGACCUUGUGACUUUCCCACAGUGCAGUACUGUCUCUUUCUCUCUCUAGGCAGGGAUACAGGGGCAGGAAUGCCCUUAGAUGGGAGAUAGGGAGGAACAGAGGCAAGGAAGAUGAGCUACUUCCUCUUUCUCUGACACUGAUAAGUGUGGAUUAAAGGUGCAGUGUGUUGAAUUUAGUGGCAUCUAGUGGUGAAAUUGCUGAAUUGCAACCUACUAAAUAACUAUGUUAGUAUGUCGGUGGCCAUCAAAAGCUUGGCUGUUUGUCUGUUCUGGACUACUGUAGAAGCAUGUCAGCAAAACAUGGUUGACUGUAUCACAAAAGUUACAAAAAUAAAUGUAACUCUAAAUGUGCUUUUUAGCUUAGUUGGUUAACUUUGCUAAUUAGCCUGCUAGUUUAUCUGGCUGGUUUUGGAAACGUUGGUGCUGUUGCGAGUUGUUGCACUAGUAUAAACCCUCCUGGGUUUUAGAGGGUGUGUUGAAGCAUGUUACUGCUUUACAGAACGUCUCAUGAAUCUUCAGUAUAAAUUGGCCCUUACAAAACAAAAACAAACAACACAACACAACAAUUCAUUUUGACAGGCGUCAUUGCCCUACUAAAUCUUCCAUACUGCACUUUUAAACUUCUUCUGGUGCUGUUUCAGUGUUGGGUAGAUGGGGGCACUUUAAAAUGAUUUUGCACUUUAACAUUAUUGUGUUUUACUACAAAUAUAUUUUGGCCUAAAAUCCACUAAGUUGUUGCGAGAUCUAAUUGUGACAAAUGCUGACUUAAGCCACCAACAGCUUGGUGACAUUCUUGUUAUAGCUGACAGUGAGGAGUGGUACUCUAUUUUCACUCGUCACACUAGUGUGCUAUGUAUGUGGGCAAGCUCUGCUGUGUAUGAGUGUGUGUAACCUUGGGCGCUGGGGGAAUGAAAGGCACAGUACAUUCCACUAUUUCAGUUUUUUCCCCCACAUUAAAACCUGGUUAUUGCCAUGCCAUUACAGUACAUUUCAGUAAAGCUUUCCUCACUGGUUUAUGACUUUCACCGAUAAUGUAAUGGAAACGAUUCUCAAUAAUUCUUUCUCAAAGUAUGGCCAGUUGAAAAAAGGCUACAUUGUUGCUUGCCUAAUUCCUUUUUUUUCCAUUUUUGUUCUACUGCGUUGGUCUUUUUUAGUUAAUUCAGUAAUUCUCCUAUUGUUAUUGUGAUUUAUACUAAGAGAAUGGUAUAAAUGCCUUCCUGGUCAGACUGGGCGGAAAGCACUGUGUGCUUAUUCUGAGAAGAAGCUGACCAUACAUGGCUAAAAGUUACCAACAAAUCACUACAUGCAGUCAAGAAUUGUAGUCUCAAACGUAACAUCGGUUAAGUCAGAUAAUAACCAUCAAUACUCUUACAUUCAGUUUCCUUAUGACAUGUUAAUUUGUAACUACAGUAUUUUGAAGUGUUGUACAAGUACUGUAAUGUCUUUGUAUAAAUUGUACUGCUUUUUAUUAACUAAAGAUUAUAG
Messenger RNA from Sardina pilchardus (European sardine), 2771 nucleotides. RefSeq lists its product as uncharacterized. The coding region runs from base 207 to 1031 and encodes 274 amino acids. NCBI's taxonomy places the organism in Eukaryota, Metazoa, Chordata, Actinopteri, Clupeiformes, Clupeidae. The transcript is spliced from 4 exons. The record is from RefSeq and is a predicted model, not a curated record.